Molecule: messenger RNA, 4050 nt
Organism: Diplodia corticola
Lineage: Eukaryota; Fungi; Ascomycota; Dothideomycetes; Botryosphaeriales; Botryosphaeriaceae
Exons: 4
Coding region: 1-4050 (1349 amino acids)
Source: RefSeq, a predicted model, not a curated record
AUGGAUGCUCGACCUACAAACGAGUAUGAGCCUCUUCCGCCACAGGGAGGCCAUGCCCGCUCCGUCGCUGCGGCAGGCAGCCACCACGCCUCGACGAGAUCGUCUUUGUCAUCUUCGAGCGGGGAAUCCGAAUAUCUGACAGAAGUCGGCAUGCUCCCCGACGGCUACUUUGGAAGCUUUGGAGUCAGCCCCGCUUCCAGCCUUGGAAGACGCUCGCAGGAUAUCCCGGGAGAGAAUCAGCCUGGGCCUGAUGAUUAUUCUCCUGUCUCAAGAGCUUCCGACGACCUCGAUGACCCUGCGAGCGGCUUCCGUGAUGACCGGAGAUCACUGGAGGAGGCUCAAGGGGAGCAGUCUGCUGAGACUCUGGUCGAGAAUGGGGCCAGCAAGGAACCGCAAGGCGAUAACAACCUCGUCGCCAUACGGUCCGGCCGAGAAGAGCUCGAAAAGGAUGAAAGAAUGUCGGUGGGAACGGCAAGACCCUGGACGCCAUUCUAUCUGCGGAGAAUGGCUCUGCUCGGCUUCGCGCUUACCUACGUCGCGCUGUUGGUUGCACUCGUUGUAUUGGGUGUUUUCGAUCAGAAGAAUCAAGGCCUGGCGAACUCAACAUCAAGCAGGCACUAUGCUUGGACUUAUGGCCCUACUGCUGUGCUUACCGUCGUGGCCGCCUUCUGGGGCCAAGUCGAACAUCGGACCAGGCAAAUGAUGCCGUGGGCCAUUCUCAGAAAGGGCCCGACCCCAGCGGCCGACACCAUGCUGAUCGACUACAUUGAGCCGGCACGACCAAUCGCCUUGUACAAAUCGCUCAAGAGCGCUCACUGGCCCGUGUCCAUCACCAUCGUCGGAACUCUACUUCUCCAGCUGUUGACCGUCACCUCCACUGGCCUCUUCCAACUACAGAGCGAAACGCUGAAUCACACGGGUGUUGCUCUGCUCUACGGCCGUGACUUUGCUUCUGAACCAUCAAACAACUUUGCCGUCGGUGCGGCGCCUGUGCUGUCCGCGAUUGCCUUGAACAAUGGCAACCUUUCGUACCCGCCUGGCACUUCCGAAAAGCUCGCCUUUCCGGAAUUGAGCCUUAAGCAUGGGAUAUCAGGCGGUCAGAACCUCAGUAUCUCCUCGACCGUUGACAUUUUUCAUGCCGAACUCGGCUGCGAAGUAGUCGACAGCCCUUACUGGAGCGACGAUUGCUUCGGUGGUUCAAACUUCUACGGUGACUGCAAAAGCGCCAAGCCCAAAGUCAACCUCACCACUUCGUCGUGCCGGAUCGAAAACCUCGAAACGGGGACUAUUUCUGGCGCCUCGCAGUCAGGAAUAUACGGAGCUGCCGUUGAGGCCAACUGUACCGAUUCGCCUUCGGACCACCGCCUUGUGAUAGCUAUGAUCCGGUACGGAAUCGGGAGGAAUUACACCGGCGGGUUUUCAGGCGCUUCGAAUUCGCAGCUUUCCAUGGAGCCUGCACCCAUCCUCGUCUGUCAGCCAAGUUAUGCUAUCGACGCUCAACACAUAACCAUGGACGAGGCUGGCUCGCUUGUCUCCGCUGCAUCUCGGAAUGCAUCGACUGCCAGGGCAGCGGAUCAACUUCCGAUACCGCAAUGGACUCUCGUGGAAGACAUACUACAAUCAGUCAGCAACGCGAGCAGUGCGGCAAGCGGGCCGGCGAACGAAAUCCAGGACAUCGGAUCCAGCGGCUCAACAGCUCGCCCAAUGCUGGACAAGUUCAUGUAUUGUCUGCUGGCCUUUAACCCCAGCAACAUAACAGACUUGCUGGACAUCCGACUUCUGCAGCAAGAGGCCGAGAGAUUCUAUAGCACUGUCGCCGCACAGAUGGCGAAAGACUACCUGAUGGUUCCCUCGGACAGGGAGGCAUCCGGAGACGUCGCCGCGGAUCAGCAGCGCCUCCGCAUUCGAGGCUUGUCCUAUUAUCUCAUGGAGGCCAUCCUCGCCUCUCUGAUCAUCAUGGCCGCUGCUCUCUACUUCUUGGCGCCGCGCAACGACGUCAGCCGGGAUCCUGGAUCGAUUGGCGGCUUGACCGCAAUAAUGGCCGAAAGCCCGUCUUUCUGCGAGGCUCUGUCCCCAUGUGGAAGAACGGGGCUUUCUUCUCUGUACGAGCGUCUCUCUAAUUACCGAGCCUUAAGCACUAUGCAAGCGUCUGAGGGAAAGCUUGAAUUCCGAGUUGUCAUGGUUCCUCAGGAUUCGGCCACACCUGUCCAAGCCUCUGCCGAGGAGUCGGGGGAAGGCAAGAUUCGCUGGUGGAAGCCUCUGGCCAUGUCACGCAUCACCAAGACCGGAGUCACGCUGUACUUGCUUCUUCUAGUGGCGGCUUUGGAGUCUACCUAUCAGGCCUCGGUCAAGCACGACGGGCUCGCAAACGUAGAGACCGAGAGCUACGUCCGCUACACGUGGUCCUACAUUCCCGCCCUGAGCAUGUUUAUCGCUCAGAUUCUUGUCGGCAUGAUUGGAGACGUGUCGAAGAUCUAUGCCCCUUUUUAUGAGCUUCGCCGCAAAGGUCCUGUUCCAGCCAAAGCACUCUUCAGCGACCCUCUGUCACAGCUCACCGUCCAGACCGUCAUCAAGGCAAUCCCCACCAAACAGUUCGCUCUAUUGGCAACCGGUCUUUCCAUGCUCCUGACACCGCUUCUGACCAUCGUAGCCUCCGGCUUGUUUUCGCCCGAAACAACCAAGUAUUCGAUACCCGUCACAGCCAAGUUCGACGACGCCUUCAACCUCACCUCCGCCACAAUCACCGCGCAAAGCUCCUUCGUCAUCGGCCUCCUCCUCCAAAGCAACCUUUCCUACCCCGCCUGGACGCACGGCGAGCUCGCCGUCCCCCAACUACAUCUCGACACCAUCCAGCAGACCGGCCAACCACUCAAUUCCUCCUACCCCUACUUCAACGGCUCCACCGUCGCCCUCACCGUCGCCGCCCCCCGCGCCUCCCUCAAUUGCACCUACCUCCCACCCGGCCAAGUCUACGUCUACAACGACGACCUCUUCGCCAACACGCAAGCGUCAACCCCCACCCUCUCCGCCACCAACAGCGACUGCCUGGACCUCAACUCCCAAAUCGAAGGCAACUACUCGCGGCCCUUCGGCUGGACGUCGUCAGUCAUCGGCUCGUGCGGCUACAUCCGCGGCGUCUACGGCCCCUCCGCAACCGACAACAGCACCGCGCAGGGCUUCUACUGCACGCCCACAAUCGAGCAGGUCCGGGUCAACCUCACGCUGCAGCUCCCGUCGUACGACAUCAUCUCCGCCACCGCGCUCGAGGACGACGACGACGACGCCACCACCACCCCCACCCCAUACGCCACGUCCGAGUGGGACUGGAGCAACUUCGACCUCUCGGCCAUCCUGCCCGGCGCUGGAUACACGAGCAACAGCAGCACCACCACCACCACCUCCACCACCCCCCUCGCCGACCCCGACCCCGACCCCGACCCCAACCUCGACCUCGACCCCGUCUUCCAAGCCAUCCUCUCCACCUCCACCUCCCCCACCACCCUCACCCCCACCACCCUCUUCGACCCAGCCUCCUUCGCCGCCCUCGCCGCCUCCCUCCAACACAUCUUCCGCCUCGCCUUCGCCCAAGUCAUCAACCUCGAGUUCCGCGUCCCCGUCUCCGACGUAGACCUUUCAUCAACAUCGACAACAACAACAACCCUCAACGCCACCCUGACCAACCCCGACCGCCUCCUCCGCCUCAAGCAGUCCGCAGUGUCCACGCGCGUCCUCGAGGCGUUGCUGGGCGCCAUCGCCGCGUGCCUGCUCGCGUCGUUUGCGCUGAUGCGGGACGCGCGGCGGGUGGUGCCGGCGGCUGGGGUUGGGGAGGGGAGUCCGUGCAGCGUCGGGGCGGUGGGGGGGUUGGUUGCGGGGUCGAGGAUGGUGAGGGCUUGGGGGAAGGAGAGAGGGGUGGUAGGAAAGGAGGGGGAGGGGGAGGGGGAGGGGGAGGGGUUUAGUAUGGGGUUUUGGGAGGAAGACGAGGAGGGGGAGGGAGAAGGGAUGAGGAGGAGGCGGUUUGGGAUAGAUUGUGGGAGGGCGGCGUGGGAUUGA